AUAACCCCACUUUUGGCGUGAUUGAUGAUAAUUAAUCUGAUUGCCGGUGAUAAAGUGAUAAAUACACAAAUAUUGCCCAAAGAAUUUAUACCCAAGUGUCUUUCAUCCAUUCAUCUUCAAGGAAACUGGCCAGAAUUGAACUUUAUGAUGUCACCUACAAUUCUUAGUUAUAGAUUACUGCCUACUUUGAGAAAUCUUAGUAUUCAAAGAUCAAAACUUUUUCACACGAGUCAAUGCAGGCACCUAAUACCCAUUGUUGUAGAGCAAACUGGACGAGGUGAAAGAGCUUAUGACAUCUUUUCACGUCUUUUAAAAGAACGAAUCAUUUGUGUAAUGGGACCUAUCGAUGAUGGCAUUGCGUCCCUGGUUGUUGCUCAAUUAUUAUUCCUCCAGUCUGAGAGUAGCAAAAAACCUGUCCACAUGUAUAUCAACAGCCCUGGAGGAAGCGUAACAGCUGGCCUAGGAAUUUAUGACACAAUGCAAUACAUUCUUCCGCCUAUAGCUACCUGGUGUGUGGGUCAGUGCUGUUCCAUGGCGAGUCUUCUUCUAGCAGCAGGGACCCCUGGAAUGAGGCACUCUUUACCCAAUGCUCGAAUCAUGAUACAUCAGCCAUCUGGAGGAGCACGUGGACAAGCAACUGAUAUCCAGAUUCAGGCUGAAGAAAUUUUGAAAAUCAAGAGGACAAUUAAUAAUCUUUAUGUGAAGCACACUGGUCUUCCCCUCGAGUCAAUUGAUGUAUCGGACAAAUCUUCGAUGUUAAAGAUUAGAGACAGAUGUUUCCAGGUAAUCACAGAAUACAAUCAAGUAAAUAGUAACCAGAUCUAA
Bemisia tabaci is the source of this 825-nucleotide messenger RNA. The record is from RefSeq and is a predicted model, not a curated record. Lineage: Eukaryota; Metazoa; Arthropoda; Insecta; Hemiptera; Aleyrodidae.